AUGCGUCCCACACGCGCCCUAGCCCGCGCCAACGCACUCACGCCGACGGUCCGCGCGGCGCUCGCAUCCGCCGCCGCGACCGCCGACGCGGGCCCGUCGCAGGCCACCGUCAACGGCUGGGUCCGCUCCGUGCGCGCGCACAAGAACGUCGCGUUCGCCGAGGUCGACGACGGGAGCGGGGACAGCGUGCAGGCUGUGCUGAAGGGGAGGACGGCGGAGGGCAUCACACUCGGCUCCUCAGUCCGCCUAAGCGGCACCCUCUCCCCCUCCCGCGGACGCGGCCAAGCGCUCGAACUGCAAGUCUCCGACGCGCGCGUCCUGGGGCCGUCCGACCCCGACGCGUACCCCAUCCAGAAGAAGGCCUUGCCUGCCCCCCUGCUGCGCGAGCACGCGCAUAUGCGCUUUCGGACGACGCAGACGGCCGGCGUUAUGCGGGUGCGGGAUGCGCUCGCGCGGGAUUGGCAUGAUUGGUUUGAGGACCACGAAUUCGUCCACGUCCACACCCCGAUCCUCACCUCGUCAGACUGUGAGGGCGCCGGAGAAGUCUUCACGCUGUCCCAGUCCCUCCCCGGGCCGGAGGGCUCCCCGGCGCCGUUCUUCCCGCGGCCGACCAACCUCGCCGUCAGCGGGCAGCUGCACCUCGAGGCGCCGACGCACGCCCUGGGCAGGACAUACACGCUCAGCCCGGCGUUCCGCGCCGAGCCGAGCAUGACGAGCCGCCACUUGGCCGAGUUCUACAUGCUCGAGGCGGAGGUCGCGUUCGUCGACACGCUCGACGGCCUGCUCGACGUCGCCGAGGCCGCGUUCCGCGGCGUGCUGAGCAGGCUGCUGGCGUACGACUCGCGCCGGGCGACGCGCGCACGCGCCGACUUGGCCAAGAUUGCGCAGACGCUCGCGGCGGAGCAGGGCGAGGGGGAGAGCGGGGGUGAGGGUGAGGCCGCGGGCCCGCUGGAUCACCUCCUCGCGGCCGCCACGACGCCGUUCGCGCGCAUCACGUACACGGAUGCCGUGGCGCUCCUCGCCGACGAGCACGCCGUCGUGCCGUUCGAGCACGCGCCGACGUGGGGCGACGGCCUGAGCUCGGAGCACGAGAAGUGGCUCGCCGGCACGCACUUCAACGGGCCGGUGUUCGUCACCGACUAUCCCGCCGCACUGAAGCCGUUCUACAUGCUCCCCAGUGGACCCGAGGCGGCUGCCGCGGCGCAUGGCCCGACGGUCGCGUGCUUCGACCUGCUGUUCCCCGGUAUUGGCGAGAUGGCCGGCGGCUCGAUGCGCGAGCACAACCUCGACGCGCUCCGCGCCCGCAUGGCCGCGUCGGGACUGAGCGAGCACGAGUACGACUGGUACCUCGACCUCCGGAGGUUCGGGUCUGUCCCUCACGGCGGGUGGGGCAUGGGCUGGGAACGCUGGGUCUGUUGGGUCACGGGCGUCGGCAACGUGCGCGACGUCGUUGCGUUCCCUCGCUGGGCUGGCAGCUGCAGGUUCUGAGCUGCAAGCAACGAGCAACGUGCAAAGGCCGAUGACAAUCAACGUGGGGGAGAUCAGCAACAACAACGUGAUGCGCGCUGCGCCACAAAGC
This is a messenger RNA of Vanrija pseudolonga, 1579 nucleotides long. RefSeq names its product putative asparagine--tRNA ligase, mitochondrial (gene Nars2). Gene Ontology annotation, cellular component: mitochondrion. Lineage: Eukaryota; Fungi; Basidiomycota; Tremellomycetes; Trichosporonales; Trichosporonaceae. Gene Ontology annotation, biological process: asparaginyl-tRNA aminoacylation. The coding region runs from base 1 to 1488 and encodes 495 amino acids. The transcript has 3 exons. The record is from RefSeq and is a predicted model, not a curated record. Gene Ontology annotation, molecular function: asparagine-tRNA ligase activity; ATP binding; nucleic acid binding.